Brenthis ino (lesser marbled fritillary) is the source of this 984-nucleotide messenger RNA. The record is from the annotation of a GenBank genome assembly. NCBI's taxonomy places the organism in Eukaryota, Metazoa, Arthropoda, Insecta, Lepidoptera, Nymphalidae.
AUGUUGCGUUUUGGUCUGCUGUUGUGUGUUGCUGGCCUUGUUGUGGGGGGACCCUCCGCUUCUAAGACGAGAGAAGAAAUUGAGACCUUUAGGCAAUACUUGGAACAAAGCCGUACAGAAAAUGGUGUCCGAGUUGACUCUAAGGCGUUAUCGGAUCUUCAAGGCAACAUUUGGGAGAACAGUGGCAAAUUUCAAGGCGAUAUAGUGUUAGAUAACUGGCAAAUAGAGGCUCUAGUCACAGAUUAUGCUGCUGGAAGAGCAGCUUACAUCUGGCCAAACACUAAAUGGCCUAACAAUGUUGUUGUUUACGAUUUUGGGGUCAACGAAUUUAAUGCCGCACAACAGUUGGCCAUUUUGAAUUCAAUCAAUUUGAUCGAACGGAACUCAUGUGUCAGAUUCCGUCGGCGUAACGCUAAUGAUCGUGACUUCGUUUUACUUACCGGUAGAUCUGAUGGGUGCUACGCAAAUGUUGGUUUCUGGGCUGGGCGCGGUAUUCACAUCAUGAACUUAGCGCGCGACACUCCUGGACGAGGAUGCUUCAUGCCUGUAGUCAUCGUCCAUGAGUGGCUUCAUAUCCUCGGCUUCUUCCACAUGCAGUCCACUUACAAUAGGGAUAACUACGUGCGCAUCCAUUUCGAGAACAUUGUGGAUGAUAUGGCGUAUAAUUUUUAUAGAUACGGCGCUAACGUGGUAAGCAAUCUCGGCCUUCCUUACGAGUACACCAGUUGCAUGCAUUACACCACCCACGCCUUCAGCAAAAAUGGACGACCUACAAUUGUGGCUCUUAGGGCUUUCUCGGGAAUAAUGGGUCAAGUAGAGCGAGUUACUGACUUGGACUGGUUGAGACUGCGGAGACAUUACAACUGCCCUGGAGCGUGGAGUUUUGCUGGUAUUGAGCAUGGAGACAAUGAACAAGAUCUUGUCAAUUUGGAGCAAGCAGAGAUUUCUGGAGUAAUCGGAGCUGAAGAAGCAGAAGAACAACAA